UAUUCUACGCUCAGUCGACCUCGAAAGCCUGAGGAGAACGGCCGCCCGUCGCCAUCUUGCACAGUGUUGUGAUAUUUCGGAACUUUGUAAAUAUUAUCGAUAAAAAUACCAGUGUGACGUUGUGUUUAUCCACAAGUUAGUGUUCGAAUGGAGAAUUAUUUUUGGUCAUAUUGUGUUUAUAUUGCAUGUUUUAAUUCUGAAACUUUGUGAUCUGUGAGUGCCUUUUCACGUUUUAGUACCGCUCGACUUAUCGCCUGUGGCACAAUAGGAUAAUUUUGUCUAGAUAUUUGACGCAAAAUGCUGUUACUAUCAGUGAUUUUGCUGAUGUAAACAGGCGAAAACUGGACGGAUGAUUCAAAACAAUAUACGGAGAUAAGCGUACCGAUGAAAUCAAAAGGAAAACCGCCGAGUUGACGAUAGCCGAAACCAAAGUCGAGCGGUACCAAAAAGCGGGUACCGAACCGAUACCCAAUGAGUGAUGAAACCGGUACCAAGUCAGAUGCCGAAGAUGGCGAUAAGGUAGCCAAAGACGAGAGCGAAACGAAGAACCGCGAAGCGAAAGAGACAAAAACUGUUUCGUUCAAUCAAGACGUUCACGUUAAAAGAUUCGGUAAACCGCGUGAAUCGCGGGGCACCUCAUCUGAACAAGUACGAAAAGAACCAUUCACACAUUUAUCAAAACAGGAGCUGAUAGAUGAAGCUAACAAAGUAAGAGCACAAGCUGAUAGUGUGACUUGUACUGCAGACCAUCCACCAGAGAAAUUUUUUUCACUACCACAUAGAAAAAAAUUCAAGGAAGACAGGGGGAGAAGAAAUAGUGACGACGGUACAGAAGGUACGAAAACUACACUUGGCAGAUCAACCAGUGAUGUAAAUCCUAAAAAGAGGAAAGAACGUACUUCUCUAUCAACACUAUUCAGGAGGGCGCAAAGAACAAAAAGCCCAGACACACCAGUGGUUGUAACAACUAAACCAGUAGCCGUAGUUAAACGUAGCAAAAGUGACGUUACAGACUUAAAGUCGAACACUAACAUAACUCCACAAUCAAAACCUAUUCGUAAAAGAUCUGGUAGUGAGACCGAAGAAUUCUUAAAGUCCCUUAGAAAUAAAAAAGCUCAGCUGUCUCCAAUAAUCGAAAGCUCUCCUAGAGACGAUUAUUUUAAGAAAACUCCGCCACUAGAAAUUUUUCAAAAACAAAAGCUAUCACAAAAGCAGAGUAACAAAUCUGAUGAGCAAAGUACUUUAAAUGACAAUAGAAAAGUAAAUCCCGUAGAAAAACCCCCCAGAUAUAAAACCCCUGAUAAACAAGAGCCUAAACCACCAGCUAGAACAAAAAGGGGAAAAUCAUCAGAAAAAGAAAAAUCUCCUUCGAUAACAGAAACACCUAAGCGCAAAACAGACUUGAAGAAAACACUUUUGGUAGAUGAGAUCGAUUCUAUCAAAGCAAAAGAUAUUCAUCCUGUUGAAGUUAAGGAAAAAAUCAAAGAGAGUAUCAGAAAAAUUGAAGAAAACGUAUAUGGUGAUAAAGAAAUGAUACAUAGCAGCCAACAGCCACCUGAUAAACCACCAUUAACUCGAGGGCACACUGUAGAUCAUAUAGUGAAAAUACUUAAAGAAGAUCAGUUAUCUCCUCCUCCGAAAUCCCAUUUGAUCUCACCGACAAACGGAACCAAUACAAGUCAACCAUUCUCGUAUAUUAAACCUAGUGUAAGUCCUGAUCCCAAUUUAUUUAUUAGAAAUACAAGCCCAGAUAGAGUACCUACACCGGUCAAUAAAAUGACGGAUAAAGGCGUAGUAUAUGCUCAAGUAGUAAGAGAUAAUGGAGAUACUGGUACUAAUGGAGUUGGUAAGCAGACUAUCCAUAAAACUUAUACACCUCCAAGAGAAAAGUAUGGAAAUUUCUCAGAUGAAGAUGAAGGUUUAGGUUACGAAGAACGCUAUAAAAACUCUAUUAAUCGUUUUGAUUAUAACUAUAAAAAUGAGAACGAAAACUACAACAGCAUGGAAGGGUAUAAAAUCACAGAUUCUCCUAUAAGACCGAAAUUUAGGGAAUAUAAAUUAAAAAGUUUUGAUGAUUUUGAACCGACCUAUGCCAAUGAAUAUCCUAUCGAAAAUGAUAAAUCUCACGAUUUUAUUGAUACUUACCGAGGAAGAGCUGAUGGUAUGGAUACUAAACGAAAACAGUAUGAACAUGAAAAUACUAAAAUAGAUUUAGAUUUCAACGAACUAAGUCACAGACGAAAGCUUCUAGAAUCGAGAAUAAAUGCUCGAAGAAUCGAUCGGAUUGAGAAUACUUUUGACAGAAGAGAAAGAAUUAAUACAGAGGAACCCAUUUCAAGAUAUCUAGUUGAGACUGAUCCUAUUUAUGAAGCAGAAAAGCGUAGAAAAGCUACGGAAAAAUAUGUGAAUGAAACUGCAAAAUAUUACAGACAGACUUUAGAAAGAGACGGCUUUACUGAGAGUAGUGUUACUGAAGACUACAGUAAAUAUGACUCUGAUAACCAUAAAGUGAAAUACAAUACGGAAACUAAAACUUUUCAGAAAAUUCCUAGAGGUGAAGUAGAUAGACGUGAAUUCAUUGAUAGACUGGGCCCUGAUACCAGACAUAAAAGUAAAGUUUUUCCUCCGGAGCCAGAAUAUGAACCUCCUAGUCUGGAAUUUACAGAAAAACCUAUACUUUCACCUGAUGAAUAUAAGGAAAAGAAAUAUAAAGUGAAGAAAAAUGUUGUUUCUAGUCAUGACAUGUUGCAUACUGGUCAUAAAUACAAAGUCAAAGAUGACUGGUUUGGCAAAAGAAAAGGCCAUUAUGCGUCAAAUCCUGAAAUAGCCAAUGAAAGAGAGGAUGAUUACGCUAACCUUCGUUAUGAAGCAAAACACGCCGAAUCGUAUCAUAAUUCGUUGCGUCGUGGGAAAAAUAAGGACAGAUACUACAAAGAAGACUUUGGUAUAAGACGACAUGACUCGGGAGACAGCAGAGAAUACUAUCGUGAUGACAGGUCUCCUCGGCGAUAUGAUAUAGAUAAUCGUUUGGUCGAUUCAGGAAUCGAAAAUGAUUUUCGUAAAGAUUCUAGUGGUGAACUUCACAGAUCAAGACACAGACGGCAUGAAAGUGAUGAUGACAUGAGAAACGUAUCUUUGUUUUUGGCUAGUGAGAGAAGGCAUACGGAAGACAAUUAUCCUAGCGAGCAAAUUUACGCUAAUGGUGAAUACUUAGCAAGAUUCAAAGACUUUAGGGAGGAUGGUUACAGAAAAGAAUAUGAAAGAGAUAAAAGUAUUGAUAACAUGUCUCAUUUAGAACCAAAAGGUGACAGAUAUGACAAAAGUCCCAUUGGACAUGAUAAUAAAGUCAGUGCGAAACCACCAAAAGCUGCAAAGAAAUUAUCUGGACUUGAAAAGAUGAAACAACUGUUCUCUCGCGACUCUUCAAAGAAGAGCAAGAAAGAGAAAGAAGUAGUCCAGCCAAAGACUCGCACCCGGGUGCUCAAGAGCCCUGAACAUCUUGCUAGAGACGACUCUGAGUAUAGAAGGUACACAGACCCUGAGCCGAGUGAUAUCGUCGUAAGGAAAAUUGAUUACGAAUGCAAAGCAGACGAAAGGAGAUUCCGAAGCUCCAGGGAGGAUCUGGAUCAGUACAGGAUUUCGGAUCCCCGAGACAGUCCUGAAAGAAGAUAUAGAGAUACGGAUUACAAUGGAAGAUACGAUAGAACAUUGAAAGAGGACAGAAGAUACAGGGAACGUAAAGAAGAAAAGAGACGAUACCACUCCUCGGACAGGGAGAGCGACCACCACUCAAGACCCUCGGACGCUGAAAGUGACCUUCGCAAGUCAAGGUCUAGAACGGCUGGACCACUUGACUCUCCUGCUUUGGCUGAACGAUAUCGCGAGAGACGGCGGCUCGCCACCCCCAGUCCAACCCCGUCCCCCCCACGACGGCAGCCCGCACCGCCGCCCGCGACCUCCGCUGGCAACUGGUUCAAGUCACUCGACAGGCUCACCGCCAGGAAACGAGGGAAGAGUGCCAGCGCCAAGGUCGAGAAAGAAAGCAUUAUAACUACAGAAGAUGAAUCAACAAGGAAACCCUGGUCGAAGUCAACUAAGCCCCUCAACUCGCCAGCAAAGAACCUUCGUUUCUUUGGUGACACCGAUGUGGAUUCUGAUGCAAACGUGAAACAAACAGUGACAAAAACGAAAAGCCAUCCAUUAAAAACUCAUGGGACCUUGAGAAAAACUAUAUCUAACUCGAGCACUGGAAUCGAUGAGGUCGACCAUAGUGAAUUGUCGAAUAAGAGCUAUUCUCUAUCAAACCUGCAUAGAGAAGAGAAGAGCGAGUCACCCAAAAAUAGAUAUUACAAGAGAAAUCUACAAAAUAUUUCGGAGAUACACAGCAAUUCGGAGACUGAGAGCCAAUUCGAUAGGAAGGUGAAUAUGAAGCCACCAAUAAGUCCAUAUGAGAGAUCCAGGAGCCACAGCAGUUCGAAGACACUGAUGGGGAGCAAGAAUGAUGUGAGGAGACAAAGGAAAGAAGAUAGGGGUAGCUCUUCGGAGUUGAGAAGCAGCAACCAGGACCUCAACAGGGAUCUGAAACACCGGCGUCGCACGCCGGCCACCAACUCUGGGGAGAGCAGCACUGAGGGUGACUCCAGUCACCAGUCGCAGCGGAGUGUCGUCUACUUGCAUGCGACCACUGUUGGUGACAUUCCGGAUCCAGGAAGACUGACGCGCAAUCGUUCCCGGGACGACGUCUCUUCGGUGAACUCUUCAAACAUUCAAGUCCGCAGCACCACAAAGAGUUUCUCAAUAUUCGCGCCAUGGACCCCAAGACAUUACAAUGAUCAACACGAUGUCCAUUACGCUCAGAGACCGCGAAAAGUAAAACCUAAAGAGAUCCCCUCCAAAAAAACGUCAUCGACAAGAAAUCUUGUUGAAGAUAGACCUACACUGCAGAAAAACAAGUCAUUUAGUCAGACAACGUUGACUAGAAAACCGCAAAAUAGUCGAUUAACAAGCUCCAGUACAACACUAUACAGAAAACCGGAGAAACGUAAAGAAAUCGACCAAAAUACAACACUAUCCCGCAAGUCGGUUACGCGGGACGGUAAAAAAAGUCAAUCGAGCGAAAUUUUAAAUCGAGAUAGUCGCGACAGAGUUUCCCGGUCAAUUUCAAUGCCUAAAGACAAUAAUAAAAAAGCUGGCUGGUUUAAAUUAUCUAACAAGAAUAAAAAACAAGAAAUUAAUACUAGAGUGCGUUAAAUAUUAGAUAUAUAUUUAUUUACAAUCUCUUACCACAGACACUUCGAAUUUCUACGAAUAGCUGGAAAUAAUAAGUAUAGCCUAAGUUACUUAAAAUAAUAUCUUUUAAAGGACUGCGCUCUAAAAUUACGCGCCAAUCUAAUAAAAUGGCAACACCAAAAAGCUGUUACUAUUUUAUUAAUGGCGUUGCUAGAAAAAGCCAGCCAGUGAAAGUUUAUGUAAGUUUUUAAAAGUUAGUCUCACUUAAAUCACCUAGUAGCGUCGUAAAUUAACAGCAGGAACUGGUGCUAUAAACGUAAGAUUUUAUUUUAAUUAAUUUGUGGUUACAAUCAAAAGUGCCAUGACCACUUUAAUGUUACCAUUUUCUUAAUGAGUAAAAUUUUCCGUAAGGCUGUACAAAAUAAGGGUUUGUGAAAACAUAAUUAGCCAUAAAUGAUUUACAUGCCAGUUUUUGUCUGCGACUUUGUUCGCGUGACUGGGAUGGAUUAAAUGUAACCUAUAUCCUUCUCCAUUGCAGUAACUACGUGUAAAGUAUAUCAUCAUGACGAUAUGGUGCCAAGAGGUGUGUUUAAUAAACAAACAAGCAAAAUCACAUUUUACUUUAUAAUACCAAUAAGGGUUAUAAAUGUAAAAACAGUUCCUCUUUAUAAAAUUUCCAGUAAAAUCUCACACACAUCAUUUGGAGGAACAAUAAUUAUCUCAACUUUAUAUUCUCCUCUGUUUUAUUGAAAAAAAAGUACAUAUGUGUUGAAGGUAAAUUGUUUAAUAUAAUGAAAAAUAUAUUAACAUAUAAAAUAUUAUUCUUACAUUUCAUUAGCUCUUUAUAAUCUUGGUAAAUCUUGGUUGCAUCAAAUCAUACCAAAUAUUACCUAGAGAGUAGGAGUGAGGAAUCCAUAUUAAAAAUAUCUAUACCAAAUACCCGUACGUUGCAGUAAAAAAAUAUAGGUUACAUAAAAAUAAUGGUUAAUUUUGUAUUUCAGAACGUAACAAUCAGCUUUGCGGAAAUGUGAUAAAUAGUCAUAUUAAUUUUUAAGUUUAUGUAAUAAAACGCUUCCAUCACUGUACUAAUAGACUUUAAUAAAUGCAUUGUUUUUUUUUUUAUAUUAAUUAAAAUAGUUCGUUUGUGAGAUCUUUCCUCAUUAGAAACAUCUCCAAACGAAUCCUAGCUCUAUAUUAUAAUCUUAAUUUAGUAUUUCUAGGAAUUGACGCUUCUAAUACAUCGAAAUGUCUUAUUAAUAAAUAUGAAUGAAGAAAUUUUAAUAUGUACUUAUUUGUAAUGUGAAUUAUAAAUAAAAUUUCAUUAAGAA
Galleria mellonella (greater wax moth) is the source of this 6557-nucleotide messenger RNA. It is a transcript of the gene blo, whose product is annotated as trichohyalin. The transcript is spliced from 11 exons. NCBI's taxonomy places the organism in Eukaryota, Metazoa, Arthropoda, Insecta, Lepidoptera, Pyralidae. The record is from RefSeq and is a predicted model, not a curated record. The coding region runs from base 472 to 5250 and encodes 1592 amino acids.